Trichosurus vulpecula (common brushtail) is the source of this 4910-nucleotide messenger RNA. RefSeq names its product ybeY metalloendoribonuclease (gene YBEY). Gene Ontology annotation, molecular function: metalloendopeptidase activity. Gene Ontology annotation, biological process: rRNA processing. The record is from RefSeq and is a predicted model, not a curated record. NCBI's taxonomy places the organism in Eukaryota, Metazoa, Chordata, Mammalia, Diprotodontia, Phalangeridae. The coding region runs from base 178 to 678 and encodes 166 amino acids. The transcript has 5 exons.
AGUCCACGCGAGGGCCGCGUGCGCGUGCGUGCCUGAGCGCAGAGCCCCGAGAAGGACCGGAGCGCCUGGAAGGGGCCGCAGAGGACGCGGGGGAGGAGUCGGAGCGCGGGUCCGAGGCCAGCCAUCUCACUUUACAGGGUUUCCUUACAAGCCACGUAGGGUCCUCCUAGUCUCGAGAUGAGCCUCAUACUCAGGAACCUCCAGAGCGUCAUCCCCAUUCGGAGGGUCCCCCUUCGGGCCAGGAUCGAGCUCCUCCGGCACAUCCUUGGCAUCCGGCGGUUCGACCUGGGUGUGAUAUGUGUGGACAACAAAGGCAUUCAGCGCCUUAACAGAACCUACAGGCAAAACCAUGGCCCCACUGAUGUGCUUUCAUUUCCUUUUCAUGAGAACCUGAGGGCAGGGGCAGUGCCACAGCCAGAGUGCCCAGAUGACUUCAACUUGGGAGACAUCUUCCUGGGAGUCGAGUACAUCUUCCGCCAGUGCCAAGAGAAUGGGGAAGACUACUAUGAUGUGCUGACGGUGACAGCAGCUCAUGGACUUUGCCAUUUGCUCGGGUACAAGCACAGCACAGCACCAGAAUGGCAAGAGAUGUACCACAAAGAAAAGCUCAUUCUUGAAGCACUGAACAAGGUUGCUGGGACCAGCCUCCAACCACUGACCAAGAACCUCUUCGGAUAAUCCCCUUCACAGAUUGGUAGUAGUUGCCCCCACCCAGAAGAAACCAGCCUAGCGUGGAGCUCAGGCCAUGAUGGCCAGAGAGAGCCCUCCAGGAUGCAAAGGGACCAGAAGGGAAGGGAGAGUCGGCAGACCUGGACAAGGAAGGAAAUUAGAGAAGUGGAGGGAAGCAAGGGGGAGUGGGUACCCCACGAAGAGUUGUGGCCUGGUGGAGAGAGAGGCCUCAGCUUGAGGAGCCCCACUAGCUAGGGCUGGCCAUCUGGCCAUACCAGCUGGGUGCCCUGAGGCAGUCCCGGUUCAGAUGCCCACAUGGGUGGCUACCCAUUCUGCCUUCAGUGGCCCCCAAGGGUUUGGGGGCAGAGGGUGGGCCCUUGCUCUCCUGGGGGGCAUGGUUCCUGUUGCAUGCCCUGUUGUGCCUUACCCAGGAUGGGCAGAGCUCCUGAGGGCACAGGGCAGCCUCUCCACAAUGUGUCAUCCACUCUUAUAAAGUAAGUCAAGAGGGUGAGGGUGUAAGAAAGCUGUGUUUAGGUGGCCUAAACAGGAAAAUGAGAAUGGGGCACCUCUGAUGGGUGGGCUCCAUACUGUUCCCCUCCAUACAGAGCCUCCAGCAGCCAAACUUCUGGCAGGCUCCCGGGUCUUCUGGUGUGGCUGACCACGGCCCAAUAUGAUGGACUUUGAGGGUUAUGUGGCCCACUUCUUGUUCUGCAUGUGAGAAACUGAGGCCCACCUGUACAGGGAAAGGGCCUUGCUGGAGGUCACAGAGGUGUAAAUAGUCCAGACAGAACCAGCCUCAGGGUCACCAUGGCUGCCCCGGGGGCAGAGGAUCCAGAAGCAAGAUAACAUCAGGGAUUUCUUUCAGAAAGUAAAUCCCAGGGUCUUGUGGGACCCUGGGGCAUUUGUAAACAGUUACAUUCCUUUCAUCUGCCAGAGUAACCAAGCCAGGGAAGAGAAAGCGCUGGCACAGUGAUAGGAUGAAGCCUUUGCUGAGCAAGCAGCCUCUAGCUCGUGAACCUGCCUUUAUUUCAUAACCGGCCCCAGUAUCCCAACCAUCCAGACGCUUACGAGGGGCAGUGAGACUCCAACAGUAAUGGAACUGUUGGUGUCAAACCAUAUGAAACCAUUUGGGGAAGGGGUAAUAUGGCAUUAAAGGUUCUCACACAUUUCUUAAAAUCCAUCCAAUUCGAGUCUCUUUUUGAGGAAAUCAGAGGUCUCCCAAGUCUCUCAGAGUUAACAAGUGGAACUUAUAGACCUCAUCUUCAUCCUUGGUGGCCUUAAUUAGCUUUUCUAAAUGUUUCAGUUUUUUCGACAGAGAGGGGUCAGCCUUGUCUGCAGAGGGCAUGUCUUCCAUUCUUGUAGCCUGUUGAGGGGGGAGGAGAAACCAGUGAGCGAGAGAGGGAGAGCAGAGACCCAGGAAGGGCCUCGGCGUGCCAGUCUGGUGCUGGGGGCAGGGCAGCCAGUCCCCAGCACUGGGAGCUGAGGAUAGGCAAGGGCUGAGGGGAAGCAGCCCGUGAGGCAAGUGCCCUUGCCCUGGGCCUCCUAGGGAGGAUGGGAUAGUCCUGUUCCUUUGCUCCCCAGCUUUGCUAACACACAGUAGAACCCGUACUGUGCUUCCCAUGGUCAAAUGCUUCCUCCGAGUUUUUACAGAGGAGACUGACUACCUUCAGAUCUUCAUAGCCUUCGGGGUGGGCUAAUGAGCAAUGCCAGUGUUAGGAGAGCAGUCUCCCAUGUUUGAACCCUCUCUGUUUGCCAGAAGGAAGCAUACCAGUUCUACCAGACAACACUUAGCACUUACAGGUGCCAGGCACUGGGCUAAGCACUCUAUAAACCCACUCCUCCUACAGCCAUUAAAACAAUAUGCCCUGGGUGGGCCCUCAAGGUCCAGGACAGAACAGAGUGCUUCCAGUGGAAGAAGGGGGGGAGGGAGCAUGUCCAGUGCUGAUGACCCUGGCCCAGAACUCAUGCAGUGAAGCAGACCCAGAAGGUGCCAGCUGGGGGCUCUGCCCUUCACAUCAUUCUGUGAACAGGACAUGCUGGUGUCCUGUUGAGGCAGUCUUGGUGCUGAAGGUUCACAGGACCUGCAGACCCUGCCCACUUAGAGCGCUCUGUGGUGGAAGAGGCCGCAUCCCUACCUGCAUCCCGGCCAAUGUCGAGAAGCGGAUCACUGACUGGAUGGACUGAGACACAGGACUGAGCAGGGGAGGAGGAAAGGAAGCAUCCAAACAGUGGGAGUCUUCGCUCAACCAGCAGCACAGCUGCUCCUCAAACCUGCAAGCAAGAGCUGGCUGAAGGGGAAUCACAGAGGCUCCCACAGGUCACUGUGUUUCCCCUCCACCUUCUCUCCCCUGUGGGACCAGGGAGUUUGGAGGGCCAAGCCCUUGGAGCAAGCACUAGCUAGCUCAAGGCUGGGCCAGAACAGACUUUGGCCACUAGAUGAGGAAUUGUUUGGCUCCUCAUCUGUCAUCAGCCACCUGACGAGCAGACAAGCUCUAUGUGGGGGCUUGCCAGAAUAAACUCUGGGGAGGAGACGAGACCUAACCUGGUCCCUGAGAACCCCUUCCUCGGGGUUCCGAGACCUCUGCAGCUGCCCCCAUUCCCUGCUCCUCCCUCUAGCGGGUGACAGUGGCUCCCCAACCACCCACCUCUUCUGCCCAGGCCAUCCCCCAGGCCUGGAAUGUUCCUCCUCACAUCUACCUUCCUCCAAAGUCAGCUCAAGCACCCCCUCCCAGAUUCCUGGAUCUGCCUACAGGUGGCAUCCUCCCGGGGAAGGCAAACUGUUUCUGUCUGCAUCCACAGCCCCAGCACUGUGCCUGUUACGCAGCAAGAGCUAAAUCAGUGUAUACUGCUACAGCUAUCUUCACCCCCAUUGGCCCGCUUCAAGGACUUUCAGGGUCCAGUCCUGGUCUGGCUCAUGUGCCAAGGACUCACUUUUUGCUUUCUUCCUUCUCCAUCUGGAUGCUGGUCAGCAGAUGCUCCGGGAGGCCUUUCUGCAUACAGGAUGUAUUAUUCCAGUUGUUGGUCCUGCUGACUGACUCUUCCUCUAUGCUGGGCAGAGGGAGCGGCACCUGCAAAGUGUUCCUCCUCCAAGAUGGAGGACAUUCUUGGACUGACCUGGAAACCAGAACCAAACCAUUUUUAGCCAGAAGCCAUGAUGGUGAAAGCAGUUUUCACAAAUACUUUUUUCAGUAUCUGUUAAUGAUGUAAAGAUAAGCCAUGUUUGGAGUGAUUAAUUCUGAAAGUGCAGGAAAAGCAUCCUAACAAGGAGAGAUGUUCCAGCUGUCUCCAGAGGCGUUGGGUUCCCCCUCUUUAGAGGUCUUAUGCAGAUGCUAGACAGCCACUUGUUGGGUUGGUUAUACUAUGGACCAGCUGGAAAAUCCUUUUCAACUCAAAAUCUGUAAUCCUGAGAAAUACAGGAAUGUAAAGAAAGUUAGGUUCCUUGGGAAUCAGUUGAUCAAUACUUUCUCCAACUAUUGGCUAGAGAAAGAAAAAUAAGGGAGAAAUUGGAGUCUUCACCAAACACUAUGACCCCCAAGGAGGGUUCUGGAAACCAUCUCCAUGGGUAAUACCAUCUGCUUUAUGAGGGAUGACACACCACCAUCGAUAUAUUAGGAUAACUUUGCUUUCUCACACAAACUUCAAGAAACAUAAGCGGCCUCACCGUUCAAGAUUCUGCCUUUGAGUUCGAAGUCUGGCUUGUUUCCACGACAUCGGGCAAACAAAUUUAUUUAGAUGAUUUUUAUAAAAAUAUACAUUAAUCUGACCAUCACUGCUAAUGGCUCCUGCAGAAACACAAUCGACACAACCAGGCAGGAAGGCUCAGCACCAGCAUUCCAUUUUAGGGGAUCAGUAAAUCACAGGGUGCUUAGCAGCUGCUGAGAGCUGGAGCAAAGCCAUUCACCUCAUUUAGGAUUUAAAAAAAAAAAUUUAACAAAAAUCUAACCGUUCUCCCUCCCACUUCAAAUCCCCCUUCCCCAAAAUUGAGAGCAAAAGAAAAAAAAAACAGUCAAGCAAAACCAAAUUCUACAUUGGCCGUGUCCAAAAGAAAAACUAAUAUGCACGCAUACGUGAUACUUGAGUAGCCAGCUAUUGCUAGAAAAACCCUGCCCCCAGCCACUAACUGCAAACCCCAGUCCUGCCAUUUGGCAGGUAAUUGAGAGUGUCUUGCGCCCCUAAGACAUUUCCAAGGAAUGUAAGCUAAUUACCAGGAAAGCCUAACGAUCUUCCUUUAACUAACUGAG